Molecule: messenger RNA, 2406 nt
Organism: Manihot esculenta (cassava)
Lineage: Eukaryota; Viridiplantae; Streptophyta; Magnoliopsida; Malpighiales; Euphorbiaceae
Exons: 8
Coding region: 1-2406 (801 amino acids)
Source: RefSeq, a predicted model, not a curated record
AUGACGGGAUAUCCUUUUACAUGGGAGCAUGGAAGAAAUAGUGAUGGCUGGGUGGAAUCUAGGUUGGACCGUGUUUUUACUAAUGUUCAGUGGCGUACCAGGUUUUCUAAUUUUACUGCUGAAGUAUUGGGUUUCUCUACUUCGGACCAUUUGCCUAUUCUUCUUGCUGUCAAAUGCUUUGUGGAUCAGCAUCAUGCUCAUCGUUUUCGGUUUGAGAAUACGUGGCUCCGUGAGGCAGGUUGUCGAACCCUAAUUUCGGAUAUUUGGCAACUCUCUCCAGAUAUGGACGUUGAGGGUAAGCUUGUGGCCUGUCGUACUGCUUUGAAAUCGUGGGGCACGAAUCUUAGACUUCUGCAUAAAGCUGAGAUGGACGAGAGUCUUGCUAUUAUGGCCCGUCUACGCGGUGCAUAUGGUGCUGCUUCUGCUCGAAAACGGAAAAAUACAACUGUUAAACUGCUGGAUGACUCGAACGUGUGGCAUGAUAAGAAUUCGGGUCUGGAAGAGGUGAUGUCUGGAUAUUUUACGUCUCUCUUUACUUCUCAUGAUUGUAAUUCUGAACCAAAUGCAUCUCUUUUAGCUCCUUACAGUUGUGACGAGGUAAAAUCUGCAGCUUUUUCUAUGAAAAUUGAUAAAUCUCCUGGGUUAGAUGGUUUCAAUCCUGGUUUUUUCCAGCAUUAUUGGGAUAUUAUUAGUGGGGAUGUGUCUCGUUUUUGUAUUGAUUGCUUGCAUUCAGGGUCUCUCCCCUCGAAAUUGAAUGAGACUGCUUUAGUUUUGAUACCUAAGAAGGGUGUCCCUGAGCAAAUGAGUGAUUUGCAUCCUAUUGCCCUCUGUAACGUGGUUUAUAAGAUCAUGACUAAGAUGAUAGUUAACCGGCUUAAGUCCAUCUUGCCGUCUAUUGUCUCGAAAAGCCAGAGCGCUUUUAUUUCUGGGCACAACAUUCAAGACAAUAUAAUCUUAGCUUUUGAGGCUAUGCAUAGAUUUAAUAUGUUUCAUCGAAAGAAAAAGUUAUCUGGGGCCCUUAAAAUGGACAUCAGCAAAGCCUAUGAUAGACUGGAGUGGGAUUUCAUUCGUGACAUGCUCAUUCGUAUGGGGUUUGCGCAGCGAUGGGUUGCUUUGGUGUUUUCUUGUAGCUCCACUGUUCGUUAUUGGAUUCUGCAUAAUGGCAGGGAAAUCGGCCUUAUCUUACCAACGAGGGAACUGAGGCAAGGAGAUCCCUUGUCGCCUGAUUUAUUCAUUCUUUGUGCUGAGGGGCUAUCCCGCCUUUUGCAAGAAGUUGAGGAGAAGCCGGAUUUGGGUAAUUAUUUGGGACUCCCUUCUCAUAUUGGUAGUAACAAGAGGGAAGUGUUCAGUUUUGUUAAGGACCGUUUGUGGAAGCGGCUGAAUUCAUGGAAGCAUCGUGCGCUAUCCCAAGCAGGUAAAGAGCGUAUGAUGACCCGGUAUUGGUGGAGUAAGGGUGCUGAUCAAAAUCGUGGUAUUCACUGGCUGGGUUGGCAUAGAAUGGCGAAGCACAGACUGGACAGCGGUACAUGGGUGACUCGAAGUCUGGUUAAAGCUGGUGCUUAUUGGAGAAUUGGGAAUAGCAGGUCAGUUUCUAUUUGGUCUCACCCUUGGUUGAAAGAGGCGCUCGACUCAUUGGUUUCUACACCCCCUCCUCCGAAUUGUACUCUUUCUGUUGUUGCAGAUCUUAUGAUCGGCCAUAGAUGGAAUGAGAGUUUAAUAGCUCAGUUGUUCAAUGACAGAGAUAGGAGUUGUAUUUUGAACAUCCCUCUAAGUCUUUCUUCGCACCCAGAUGCAUGGUGCUGGAAGUUUGCGUCCAAGGGUCACUAUUUUGUCAAGAGUGCUUACAGAUUUCUGGUUGCUGGGUUUCGACAUAGGGAAGGUAGUGAGAUAUGGAGUCAUUUUUGGAAGACGAAGGUGCCUCCUAAAGUGCUUAAUUUCUGCUGGCGUGCUUUAGUUAAUGUUGUUCCUUGCCUCUCUUUGCUUCAGUCUAGGAGAGUUCCGGUUGAUUCGAUGUGUCCGUUGUGUCAUGAGGCUCCUGAGACUGUCUUGCAUAUUCUUGUUCAAUGUCCUUUUGCCCGCAGUUGCUGGUUGAGUUCGCCUUUUGGUUGGCCUGCAUUCUCCGCUGCCUCUCUUAGGGAAAAUAAUGUUGUUUGGAAAGCUCAGCAAUGGAGGGGGGCCUGCUCUGAUUCUACCAGCUGCACCAAUGCUGUGUCGGCUUUGACUGUCUGGUCUCCUCCACCGCAGGGUUGGAUUAAGGUUAAUAUUGAUGCCUCUUUAAACUCACAACGAAGUUCACUAGGCUUUGGCUGUGUAGUCCGAGAUGCUAAUGGUAGAUUUAUGGCGGCUAAAGCAGGCUGUUUUUGCAGUCAGAUGGAGGUUAAGUGUGCUGAGGCAAUGACUUUUUGA